This is a messenger RNA of Astyanax mexicanus (Mexican tetra), 1807 nucleotides long. RefSeq names its product lefty1 (gene lft1). Gene Ontology annotation, molecular function: growth factor activity; transforming growth factor beta receptor binding; cytokine activity. Gene Ontology annotation, cellular component: extracellular region. Gene Ontology annotation, biological process: SMAD protein signal transduction; BMP signaling pathway. NCBI's taxonomy places the organism in Eukaryota, Metazoa, Chordata, Actinopteri, Characiformes, Acestrorhamphidae. The transcript is spliced from 4 exons. The record is from RefSeq and is a predicted model, not a curated record. Bases 436 to 1503 code for a protein of 355 amino acids.
CACAGUUUGUCUGACAUUCUAUCCAAUACAAUUUCAAAGGGUCUUUUGAGGCCUGCAUAUUGAGUACAUGAAAUGAAUUACAGGCAGAUUCAUAAGCGACUGCUUGGGUUUGAAGUUGAGCAUUUUGUCUCUAUUUUUCCGAUGAAAAGUGGCUGUUCAUGUUGCACCUUUGCUCUGAUAUCGCCCCCUCCCCCCCGCCCCCUCCUAGUGUCAAUGUGCAAACGGCCCGGGGGUUGGGGGGGAUAUAAGCACUGGGGUCCCUGUCAAAGACACAGCAUUUCACACUGUGAACAGGACAACUGCAGAUCUCCUCCAGCUUCAGAACUUGUAUCUUUGCAAGUUUGGAACCUCUACAGCUUCAAACUGCUUGAAGUUUAGGUCUGCAAACUUCUGACCUUCUCCAGAGCUCCUCCAGUUUCCAGGACUAGAGCUGCCAUGGCCUCGUGCCUCAUUCUGUGCGCGCUCUUACUGGCGCUGACCGAGGGCUUCACCCAUGAAGACAUGAAAGGUGCCAUGCUGAAGCAGCUGGGUCUCAGCGAGGUGCCGAGGAUCCACAAGCGGGACGUGGAGAACCUGGUGAUCCCGGCGCACAUCAAGACCAAAUACACGAACCUGCUGAAACUCCACAACAAGAGGAGGCGCCGCUCGCUGCCCAGCCUGGCGGGCAUUCUCCGGGGCAUCCCUGGCAAUGCAGAUAUCGCGGGAGAGUUUGUGUACUCUGACACCACAAGACAGCGGGUGGUGUUUGAGAUGGACUCGAGGAUCCCGGAGAACAGCGAGGUGACCAUGGCCGAGCUGAAGCUCUACAAGACCGCGCCCCACAAGCGCUCCGUGCCCGAGAGGAAGGGCCAGCGGCCGGUGAACAACGCGCGGGUCAGCAUCUACUGGGUGGAGGUGCUGCAGACCGGCGGGAACAGGACCUCCCUGGUGGACUCAAGGUUGAUUCCCAUUCACGAGACCGGCUGGAAGAGCUUUGAUGUGACGCAGGCUGUGCACUAUUGGUCCAAGAGUCAGCAGAAGACCCCCAUGCACCUGGAGGUGUGGAUCGAGGGGGAGAGACCGGGCAGCUACGCGGCUGAGAUGGCCAAAACCGUUCACUUCACCGGCCAGGACCCCAGCGAUAACUCACUGAGCAAACCAGAGCUGGUCCUCUACACACUCAACCUCGAAGAAUAUGGGUCUAGCGGGGACUGUGCUGUGGGCAGGGCUCAGGGUCAGUGCUGCAGGGAGGAGUUCUUCAUUAAUUUUCGUGCGCUCACCUGGACGCAGUACUGGAUCAUCGAGCCGGCCGGCUAUCAGGCGUUCCGCUGCGGGGGAGGCUGCCGGCAGCCCGAGCGGAGCUACGGGUACGGAGAGAGGCGCUGCGCCGUGGCCGAGAGCGCUCCUCUGCCCAUGAUGUACCUGGUGAAGAAGGGCGACUACACCGAGAUAGAGGUGGCCGAGUUCCCCAACAUGAUAGUGGAGAAGUGCGGCUGCGCAGUGGACAACAUUUCGGUGGUCUGAAGACAUAAACAAAUAUAUAUAUAUAUAUAUAUAUAUAUAUAUAUAUAUAUAUAUAUAUAUAUAUAUAUAUAUAUAUAUAUAUAUACAUAAAUAUAAAGAUAUAGGCUUAUAUAUAAACAGAAAUGACGCACAGUACUUACAGCAGAUUGUUGGUGAAACACCUCAAGCACUUUUUGUAUUUAGUUUGUAUAUAUUGUUGUGAUGAAAUGUUGCGUGUGUGCUCCCGGAUGAGGAUACAUGUACCCGUCCUGGUGGGCUGUAAAUAUCCCGGAUGUGUUCUGUAUUUUCUCUAGAAUAUAAAGUA